Zygotorulaspora mrakii is the source of this 906-nucleotide messenger RNA. RefSeq names its product Elongator subunit IKI1 (gene IKI1). Gene Ontology annotation, molecular function: tRNA binding. The transcript has a single exon. Lineage: Eukaryota; Fungi; Ascomycota; Saccharomycetes; Saccharomycetales; Saccharomycetaceae. The record is from RefSeq and is a predicted model, not a curated record. Gene Ontology annotation, cellular component: cytosol; nucleus; elongator holoenzyme complex. The coding region runs from base 1 to 906 and encodes 301 amino acids. Gene Ontology annotation, biological process: tRNA wobble uridine modification.
AUGAUGCUUAACACCACUCAAAAUGCUACGGUACUUCUGAAGAGAGUGCUCAGCUUAUCGGAUUUUUCCCCUUUGAUACUCUGCAUUGACGGAAUAGCGCAAAUGGCGAAUAAGCUAAUCGAUGAGCUAGUAUUUACAGCACAAAAUGCAUCUGACGUGAGAAUUGUAUAUGUUUCGUUUGAGACCCUUAACUACCCUAACUUUGAGUGUGAUUUUAUCAUAGCGGACUCUUUUGAGCUAGAAAAAUUGAUUGAGCAAAUCAAAUCGUUUCUUCCAACACCUCAGGAAUCUAUUACUUCCAAGCACCUGGUUAUUUUAGAUGCCAUCAACAGUAUUCCCACUACGAUGAUUUCACACUUUAUAGCCUCCAUAGCAUCGCGUCACACUUCCUUAUUGGCUGUUUUUCAUAGUGACCUACCAGAAUUGCCGAGUCCACAUACAGAGCAUUACCCAUCAUCGCAGGAGUUACUAAGCUUUAUGGCGACCUCAAUCAUUGAAGUGCACCCAAAAAUUUCACAUACAUCAACCAAUGAUCAGUUGAAGGAGCAGAUAUCGAAAUCAUUAAUACCGCGAGGCUUAAACAAUGAUAUAUUCGAAAUAACACUGACGAAUCGUCGAAAGUCGGGAAGAUCUUUGGUCUACAGUCUAGAGAUAGAUGCCAAGAAACAUGUUUAUGAACCGGUCUCUCGAAAUGAUGGGGAUAAUGAGACCGGGGAGACCCCAGAAAUGCUCCAGGAUUUGACAACCUUCAACUUGUCUACAUCUGCCAAACAAAAAUUGGCCAAAGAGCAGGUCGAUCUUCCUUUCUUGGAGGCGCAAUCUUUCAAUACAGGCGGUGCAAUUGUGUACCAAUUUGAGAAAGAUGAUGACUACGACGAAGAAGAUCCUUUUGAGGACCCUUUUUAG